This is a messenger RNA of Doryrhamphus excisus (bluestripe pipefish), 2096 nucleotides long. RefSeq names its product Ras-related GTP binding Ca (gene rragca). NCBI's taxonomy places the organism in Eukaryota, Metazoa, Chordata, Actinopteri, Syngnathiformes, Syngnathidae. Gene Ontology annotation, biological process: cellular response to starvation; negative regulation of autophagy; positive regulation of TORC1 signaling. The record is from RefSeq and is a predicted model, not a curated record. Gene Ontology annotation, cellular component: Gtr1-Gtr2 GTPase complex; nucleus; lysosome. Gene Ontology annotation, molecular function: GTPase activity; GTP binding.
GAAACGUGUGGGAUCAGCCACUCUGUGUUCUCAUGUCUUACCAAGCAUUAGUGGCUGGUUAGUUUUUCUUUUUUGGGGGUGCUGAACUUGAGGGGUGCAUCCCACGACUACAGUUUAAAGGCGUGGUGGUGGCCGACAAGUGAAGGUUGGAGUGUUGGUGGGGGGGAGGCAACGAGAGGGCAGAGGCGACCGUCACUUGGCCAAAAAUGUCGAUUCAGUACGAGGUGGAGCAGCUGGCGGGCAGCUACGGAGUGGCGGACUCGUUCCCUAAAGACUUCGGCUAUGGAGAAGAGGAGGAGGAGGCGGACAUCGAGGACAGCCAGGCGCCGUCCGAUAGCAAACCGAGGAUUCUGCUCAUGGGACUCAGGAGAAGUGGCAAGUCAUCCAUACAGAAGGUGGUUUUCCACAAGAUGUCCCCUAACGAGACCUUGUUCCUGGAGAGUACCAACAAGAUAUACAAGGACGACAUAUCCAGCAGCUCCUUCGUCAACUUCCAGAUCUGGGACUUUCCCGGUCAGGUAGACUUUAUCGACCCAACCUUUGACUACGAGAUGAUCUUCAGAGGAACCGGAGCCUUGAUAUUUGUCAUUGAUGCUCAGGAUGACUAUGUGGAGGCUCUCGGGCGGCUUCACCUCACUGUGUCGCGGGCCUACCGGGUCAACCCAGAGAUCAACUUUGAGGUGUUCAUCCACAAAGUGGACGGCCUCUCGGACGACCACAAGAUCGAGACCCAGCGGGACAUUCAUCAGAGGGCCAACGACGACCUGGCGGACGCUAGCUUGGAGAAGCUUCAUCUCAGCUUCUACUUGACAAGCAUUUAUGACCACUCCAUCUUCGAAGCCUUCAGCAAGGUGGUGCAGAAGCUCAUCCCCCAGCUGCCCACUCUGGAGAACCUGCUAAACAUCUUCAUUUCUAAUUCAGGGAUCGAGAAGGCCUUCCUGUUCGACGUGGUGAGUAAGAUCUACAUCGCCACAGACAGCUCUCCCGUGGACAUGCAGUCCUACGAGCUGUGCUGUGACAUGAUCGACGUGGUCAUCGACGUCUCCUGCAUCUACGGUCUGAAGGAGGACGGCAGCGGCAGCGCCUACGACAAGGAGUCUAUGGCCAUCAUCAAGCUCAACAACACCACCGUGCUCUACCUGAAGGAGGUCACCAAGUUCCUGGCACUCGUCUGCAUACUGAGAGAGGAAAGCUUUGAACGCAAAGGCUUAAUAGACUACAACUUCCACUGUUUCCGGAAAGCCAUCCAUGAAGUAUUUGAGGUGGGAAUUUCCACGCAACGCCUAGGCGGGACGCAGCCUCUGAGCUCGCCGUGCAAGAAGACCGUCGCGCUGAACGGCACGCCACGCAACACUAUAUAGGCUCUGAACACACAAAAAAAAACAAAAGCAAAAAGGGCCAAGAAGGAAGGACGGAAGGAAGGUUAAGGAAGGACCAGGGGGAGACUAUCACAGUCUUUAACCUCCCAACAUCAACAAAGUGGCCGAAGGAAGGAAGGAGCCACUGGAAGGUCAGGCCAGGACCAUAACUGCAACCUGGACCUAAGAAGGACUCUUUCUUUGGAUGUCUGGUAGCGUAUCGAAAGACAAUUGGCUCCAGGUCCAAUGGAGGGACCAACGGUCACCGCAAGUGAUGCACCCACCCAGACCACUUGUUCAAAAGAGAAGGAUGGGCACUGUGGAAGAUGGCCUUACAGAGCCUGUCUCCGGCAACAAGCUCGCUCUCAGCACCUCUUGACACCUCGCCCCCAAUGCUGCCCGGUUGUCACCCGUGGUGGUUUCACUCAUCUCAAGGGAAGCACUCGAAAGGGAUCGUGUGUGUGUUUGAAUGCAAAGGUGUGUGUGUGCGUGUGUGUUUGAAUGUGUGUGUUGCGCUGGCGUUUGAAAGAAGGUUUACAGAGACUUAUGUCCCUCUUCUCAAUAAAACUAAUUAAGAAUCAAUACUCUUGAUUUAUUUUCUUCUGUGAAUAUGUUGCUUGUCGAGUUUCUUUUACAAUCCACUCUAGUCACCUCCUGACUCACCACAACUGUGAUGAACGAUAGAAUGAACAUGCUGUGUGAAAAUAAAACAUCUCAAUGUGCUGUUUGGUGUUUACU